Messenger RNA from Leguminivora glycinivorella, 3279 nucleotides. RefSeq names its product arf-GAP with coiled-coil, ANK repeat and PH domain-containing protein 2 (gene CenB1A). Gene Ontology annotation, cellular component: cytoplasm. Lineage: Eukaryota; Metazoa; Arthropoda; Insecta; Lepidoptera; Tortricidae. Bases 104 to 2533 code for a protein of 809 amino acids. Gene Ontology annotation, molecular function: protein binding; GTPase activator activity. The record is from RefSeq and is a predicted model, not a curated record. The transcript has 20 exons.
GGUGGAUCACCAGUUUUUUGUUCGACACGAAGAUAAAAACACUCAAUUAAAAUAUCGCAUAUCGUGUAAUUAAAUCAAUGCAAUUGUAUUCACAGUUUUGAUUAUGAAACCUUUAAUAGAUUUCGAUGAGUGCCUCAGAGAUUCGCCAAAAUUUCGAGAACAGCUGGAAACGGAGGAGGCCAGUAUCGACGGCUUGGAGUUGAAGCUCGAUAAAGUGCUGAAGGCAUGUUCUGUUAUGAUAGAAUCAGGAAAAACAUACAUGACUCAUCGAGGUGCGUUCACAAAUGCACUAUGGGAUCUGAGCGGUUACUUCUCGGAGGACCCGACGGUGGUAGCCACGCUGAACCGGAUGAUCCACGCGCUGCAGGAGAUGAACAAGUACCACUCCAUACUCCUGGACCAGGCCUCCAGGACCGUACUCAAGAAUCUCACAGCUUUUAUUAAAGUAGAUAUUAAAGGUGUAAAGGAAAGCAAGCACCACUUCGACAAAAUCUCAAAUGAUCUGGAUCUAGCUUUAAAUAGGAACUCUCAGGUCUCAAGGCACAAACCUACCGAUGUGGAGGAGGCGGUGAAUCUCUUGCUGGCAACGCGCUCCUGUUUCCGUCACACGGCGCUCGAUCAUGUCCAGAAAAUUACGAUGCUGCAGGCGAGGAAGCGCCAUGAGAUUUUGGCCACUUUCCUGUCAUACAUGCAAGCUUGCUGCACGUACUACCACCAGGGCGCCGACUUGUCUGAGGACCUGGAGCCUUUCCUCAAGGUUACAGCUGACGAGGUGUCAACAAUGCGUAACGACACUAAAGUCUUGGAUAAGGAGAUGGAGAAUCGUCACACUAUCGUGAAUAGCAAAGACAGUGUGUUACCAAGUUGCAAGCCCCCUGAAGGAGAUUGCAAGGAUGGACUGCUCAGUACGCCCUUAAAAAGCUUGCCAAGGAUGCAAGGGUACCUGUUCAAACGGACUUCGAACGCGUUUAAGACGUGGAAUCGACGCUGGUUCUACUUGUAUGACAACCGAUUGGUCUACAGGAAAAGGACGGGAGAGCUGAAUGUGACAGUGAUGGAAGAGGACCUUCGAUUGUGCACGGUGAAACCUGUACUCGAUGGCGAACGUCGGUUCUGCUUCGAAGUGCUUUCACCCUCCAAGAGUCACAUGCUUCAAGCGGAUUCCGAAGAGAUGCUUUCCUCCUGGAUCGCAGCCCUACAACACGGGAUCCGAUCUGCCAUACAACAAGGCCGGAGCCGCGACGACUCGAGGGUCCAGACUGAGACACCUUCUCAUGAGUCCAUGCCUCCUGGUAUGAGGAAGAUCAGAAUAUGGGAGCAACUGCUAAACAUUCCCGGGAACAACUUCUGUUGCGACUGCGGCGGUCCAAAUCCUCGUUGGGCGAGCAUCAACCUCGGCAUCACUCUUUGUAUAGAAUGUUCGGGCAUACAUCGCUCUCUUGGAGUUCACGUCAGCAAAGUCCGAUCUCUUACACUCGAUGACUGGGAACCUGAAAUCAUUAAGGUUAUGGCAGAACUGGGUAACAAAAUAGUGAAUUUGAUAUAUGAAGCUAACACCGAAGGGACUACUAUUACCAGAGCAACGCCAGAAUGUGAAACCGCGGUACGCGAAGCAUGGAUCCGCGCUAAGUACGUGACACUGUCGUUCGUGAAGGACAUCACAGCGACGAGUCUCGACGCGGACGCGGAACCUUCGCCGCGCCGCUGCCGCAGCCGCUGGUCCGUGCGCCGCGCGAGGCGCAGGUCCGUAUUCUGUACUAAUAUAGCCUCAGUCCGAGCUCCUCCCGCCGUCCCUGAAACCAUCCCCGAUGAAAAAAGCGACGUCAACAGCAAUACCAGUGAGAGCUCAACAAAGUCCGGAUCGGGUGAAAAUAGUCCAGUGCUCCUCAUCGGGUCAGAACUGGCGAACGAGCGACGGGUGGAUUUGACCCUAAGCUUGCCAUCCGACCACGAUUCCACUGAGGGCGAAGAUGAAGAUGACCUGGAAGCGGAAGAGAUCUCAUCGCUGUCGGCACAGUCAGUGCUAUGGCUCGCGGCUCGCGCGCAUAACGUCCCAGUGAUGCGAGCGGCUCUGGCCGCCGGUGCCGACGUGAACGUGCCGGCCGCGCGCCGCCGCGUGCCGCUACACAACGCCGUGCUCAGCGGUUCCGUGAUGGCGUGUUCGUUCCUGCUGCUGAAUGGCAGCAAACUGAACCCGCAAGACGAAGAUGGCAAAACGCCGCUUCAUCUCGCCACAGAGGCCGGACACACAGCUCAGGUUGUCCUAUUAUUGCGGUACCGGGCGGACCAGUCAAUAGCGGACCACGAAGCACAAACGCCGUUAGACAUCGCCGUCAGCCACGCUAACGCGGACAUCGUCACCUUAUUACGGCUAACAAAGCUGAACGAGGAAAUGCGCGAAUCCGAGAUGUCAUCCAACGAUGACACGUACAACGAGGUGUUCCGCGACUACACCCAGCUCGCUCACUCGCACCCCGAGCGGCUGGUGCGAGCGAGACACAACAACAACGAGGGAGAGCAGCCUAGCGAAUGACACAGCGGGGCCGCGCGGCGGCGCUGGCUGUGGUAACGACUGGACGGACCGGGUCAUCCCGAUUUAAGGUUGGACUGUACCGUAGACUAGACUGGAUAGCUUAUAUGUAUUGUACACAAUGGAAAAUACUGAUUCGUGACCCAGUGUAAUCCAACUUCGAACGAAAGUUCUGGAACGCAGGUAAAAACAAGUGACGACGCGACUGAUUCAAUCAGGAGCGCUCGGAAAAACCGUCGCGCGCGUUCUGUGUGCAAGAUUUUGAAUUUCGAAGUGGAAUUUUAAACUGUUCGAAUUGGGACUACUGGAUCUAAAAGAUACCUUACACUGUGAUAGAACAUUUUCACAGUGUCUAAUAACUUUACAUUUAAUCAAUGCCAAUGACGUCUACUGUGAAAAGGUUUCAGUGGGUCAGGAAUCAAGUUGUACCAUAGUACUUCACUCAACCGUUCAUUUACUAUUUUGCUCACGACUCUUAUACUAUUGUUUAAAAAAAGUUUACAUUUCACCCUGCUUUUGAUACUUGAUAAACAAUCAUGAAUUAAAAUUGAAGGUUUUAUAAAGUACUAAACUAGUAUACCUCUUCGGCAAUGUACCCUAUGUUGUGUAUAACCGAUGGUGGCAUCCACAACGUUAAAUUAUGUAAUUUAUUUAUUCAUAGAUCAACUUUACGAUCCAUACUAAUAUUAUAAAUGGGAAAGUGUGUGUGUCAGUUUGUUUGUCCGUCUUCACGGCAAAGCGGAGCGACG